Messenger RNA from Teleopsis dalmanni, 987 nucleotides. RefSeq lists its product as uncharacterized. Bases 147 to 956 code for a protein of 269 amino acids. The transcript has 7 exons. NCBI's taxonomy places the organism in Eukaryota, Metazoa, Arthropoda, Insecta, Diptera, Diopsidae. The record is from RefSeq and is a predicted model, not a curated record.
UUUUACAUAAAAUUUUUGUGGAUUUUUGGGACAAGAUUGUGUAAGACAACGUCACAUUACGACAUAAUUAUUUAUAUUUUUUAAAAUUAAAUAAGCAAAAACGUUUUCGAAUAAAUCGUAUAAAUUUAAAGCAUACCUGUGCCACAAUGGAUGAAGGAACUUUCGACAGAAGGAAGUUCAAAACGUGUGUUUAUUUAAUAGCAGGUCUGUUCAUGCUGUUAACAUUAUUUCAAUGGGCUGUUCUUGUCACAAUUUGUGAUGCAAGUGACAUAUUUCGUGGUAAUUACGCAAUUUCACUCGGUUUUUUGGGAGGUGCGUUGCUACUAAUAACUCUUUUCGUCUUCAACGAUUCCCUGCGAAUGACUGUGCUAGUAAACUGGAUGUUUGCCUUUUUUAUCGUCGAGUGCGUUACUUUUGGAUUAGCGAUUAUAAUGCUGGAUAAAAAUGUCAUUUACUACGGACUGGUUACUAUUGCUUCUAUAUUGUUUUUGAUUGCAUUUAUAUGCGUUGCAACAUAUAUGAAGCAUGAUGUUACUUUGGACAUAGUGAUUCUCUUUGUGUUGUCCAUAAUAUUCUUCAUGACGUCCAUUAUUUGCGUUUUGCUAUACGCUUCAUUGGAACAUGUAACAGCAAUGUAUCUAUAUUCAGGCGUAGUAAUUGUAACAACUACAAUGUAUAUGUGUUACCAUGUGCAAACCAUAAAUGGUGGGCGAUAUGCUGAAAUGCGCUUAACUGACAGUUUACUAGCUUCUUUGAUCAUUUACCACGACUAUAUCAUACUUUUUGUAGUAUUCUUCAUCAUUAUAUACAAUGCAAUGGAAGUUAACAAUAUGGGCUUUGGAAACAGUGAAUGUUUCCAUGGCAUUGAUAAAUCACCGCCCGCACAACCAGUAAACAUGACAGAAGAUGAAAUGACCACAGAAGCAACAACAGAAAUACCACUACCACCUGAGUAAUACGAUUGUUUUGAGAAGUAAAUAAAUAAAA